AUGGCGGAGCCUGCCUCUGAGACUUUUGAGGAAUUGCUGCAUUCGGAGAGCCCACAGAAGAUCCCCACAAAGAUCCCGGAACAGGAGAAGCCCAGGGGCUGUGUUCAUCCGAAUUUGUUCGAAAAGGACAUGUUCGAGCGCAUCGGCGAGGAGGCUUCACUCCUGGUCCGCUACAACAAGCGCUCCACCAUGACCUCCAGAGACAUCCAGACAGCCGUGCGCCUGCUCCUGCCCGGGCACCUCGGCAAGCAUGCCGUGUCCGCCGGCACCAGGGCUGUCCUCCGUUACCAGCUACAGAAAUGA
Molecule: messenger RNA, 303 nt
Organism: Miniopterus natalensis
Lineage: Eukaryota; Metazoa; Chordata; Mammalia; Chiroptera; Miniopteridae
Source: RefSeq, a predicted model, not a curated record